GUUAUCGCAAUACCAGGGUACGCGUUUUAUCUGUUUCCCCAGUUGAUUGAGAGCUGCUAUUCAAAGCAAGCAAACCUAGAUACCAUGUUGAGCCCGUAUCUUAAUGCUAACCGCGGCUCUUUAGGUUAUCCAGCGUCAAGAAAAACGCCAGCCUUACCUCGCCUUCAUAAAUCGCUAGUUCGACACCAAAUUAGAGCCCUGUCGCCCAAGGAUGGCCCUACGGGUGUUAGUGAAGAGCCUGCAGCUGCCCCUCAGGAAACCCCGUACAAAGAGAUCCUCCUGCAAGCGAUAAAAGCGGAAGGACAGACAACUAAAGACAUCCUGGGAGAAACCACGAUGGCACAGUUGAAAGCGGCGCUGGGAGAAGACCGUGCGGGCAAGCUUUUUGCCACUCUGGAUGCCUUUCUGGCACACCGGCGGUUAGCCACGCUGGUGUUUGCGGCAGUGGACGUGGCGCUGGUGUGGGUGCUGGUGAAGGUCUUCCGAGUGGCCACAACGCACGAGUGAGCAGCCAGCAUGGCUGGCUGACCGGUUUAAUUUGAAGAGCCAGCGAGUGAAGUGUGAGGCAACGUGAGGCAGCGCGAGGAAGGAAAGAAGAGGAGGGGAUAUAGGUACC
Messenger RNA from Astrephomene gubernaculifera, 616 nucleotides. NCBI's taxonomy places the organism in Eukaryota, Viridiplantae, Chlorophyta, Chlorophyceae, Chlamydomonadales, Astrephomenaceae. The record is from the annotation of a GenBank genome assembly.